AUGCUGACCAGCAUCACCGACGGCUUCCUCUGCUGCCUCCUGGGCAAGACCCCCAACGCCGUGGCCCCUCUGGACAGCGUUGAAUCCAGCGACGGCUUCACCUUCCUGGAAGUGAAACCCGGCCGGAUCCUCCGGAUCCGCCACGACGUUCCCAACCGGCCGGAAUUCCCUCCGGAACCUCCGGAGCCGGCGGAGCGCGGCGCCGUGCGCUGCAAGCGCCGCAUCACGCUCUACCGCAACGGGCAGCUCCUGAUCGAGAACCUCUCCGACGCCGCUCACCAAAACCCCGAUCCCAACGCCGAGCAGGAAAACUCGGAUCCCUCCGGAACCCCGGCGACGCCCGGGAAGCGUCGGAAGCGCAAACCCAAGAAGGUGGUGACGGUGGAUUGCGAGAAGCGCAUCACCGGCUGCAAGGGCGCGCACGGCGACGUGGUGCUCUUCUUCAUCCACGGCGUGGGCGGCUCCUUGGACAUCUGGAAGGAGCAGCUGGAAUUCUUUUCCAAGCUGGGAUACGAGGUGGUGGCGCCGGAUUUGGCGGGGCACGGCUGCAGCUCGGCGCCGCCCGUGGCCGCCGCCUACACCUUCUACGCCUUGGCCGAGGACAUGAGGGUGGUGUUCAAGCGCUACGCCAAGAAAAGGAACAUCCUGGUCGGGCAUUCCUACGGGGUGUCCUUCUGCACCUUCCUGGCGCACGAGUACCCGGAGCUGGUGCACAAGGUGAUCAUGAUCAACGGUGGUGGCCCCACGGCGCUGGAGCCCAGCCUGUGCUCCAUCUUCAACCUGCCGCCCUGCGUGCUGCACUGCCUGGCGCCCUGCCUGGCCUGGAGCUUCCUCAGGGCCGGCUUCGCCCGCCAGGGCGCCAAGGAGAAGCAGCUGCUGAAGGAGGGCAACGCCUUCAACGUCUCGUCCUUCGUGCUGAGGGCCACCAUGAGCGGCCAGUACUGGCCCGAGGGCGACGAGCUGUACCACGCCGAGCUGGCCGUGCCCGUGCUGCUCGUGCACGGCAUGCACGACAAGUUCGUGCCCGUGGAGGAGGACCAGAGGAUGGCGGAGAUCCUGCUGAUCGCCUUCCUGAAGGUGAUCGACGAGGGCAGCCACAUGGUGAUGCUGGAGUGCCCCGACACGGUGAACACGCUGCUGCACGAGUUCGUCCUCUGGGAGCCCGACACGCCCGCGGCCCGCGGCGACGGCGACACCAAAUGA
Messenger RNA from Pseudopodoces humilis (Tibetan ground-tit), 1203 nucleotides. The record is from RefSeq and is a predicted model, not a curated record. Lineage: Eukaryota; Metazoa; Chordata; Aves; Passeriformes; Paridae.